Molecule: messenger RNA, 1053 nt
Organism: Cyphellophora europaea CBS 101466
Lineage: Eukaryota; Fungi; Ascomycota; Eurotiomycetes; Chaetothyriales; Cyphellophoraceae
Exons: 2
Coding region: 1-1053 (350 amino acids)
Biological process (GO): proteolysis
Source: RefSeq, a predicted model, not a curated record
AUGGGCGAUGCCGGCCCGCUGACUCCUCCACUGACGGCGGAGGAGCCGCUGAUCGGAGCGGCGGGAGCUGGGCACGAGACAGAUGUCCGGGAGGUGACAGUGCUGGUUACGGGUUUCGGUCCCUUCAAAUCCUUCGCCAUCAACCCCUCCUACCUGAUCGCCUCCGCCCUCCCCGCAACCCUCGCCUCACAACCUCCACCCUCCAAACCCGUCGCCACCAACAACGACACCAACAUCCCCGUGCCCCCCACCUCCGCCUACCGCAUCCGCCUCAUAAGCCACCCCACCGCCAUCCGCGUCGCCUACGCCACCGUCGUCACCAUCCUCCCGACCCUCACCGCCCAGCACACCCCAGACUACAUCUUCCACAUCGGCAUGGCCGGCGGCCGCGACCACUACACGCUCGAGACCGUCGCGCACCGCGACAACUACAAGAUCAAAGACGUCGACGAGCGCGACGGCUGGAAGGACGGCGAAUACGCCUGGAAGAAGGCCGGCCUGCCGUCGGCCCUGCACGUAGGGUGGGACGAGGCGGAUGUCUGCGAGCGCUGGGAGCGCGAGGUGCGCGAGCGCGAGGAGGAGCUUGGUUUGUUGGAUCCUCAUGCGGAGCCCGCGCCGCAGGGUAGUCGUGGCGCCGAAGCCGUGUCGGCGGCGGCGGCGGCGGCGACGCCGAGGUAUGGCGAGUGGGGAAGGGAGGUUAGACGUCGACUGAGGAGUGUGUGCCGUUUGAGCACCGAUGCGGGGAGGUUCUUGUGCGAAUUCACGCUGUUUGAGAGUCUGGGGAGGCGGUGGCUGGAAGCGAGGGGCAAGCUUGAUAAGCAGGGUGAGGAGCAGGAGAACAGAGAGAAUAAGGAAGGCAAGGUAGCGUUCUUGCACGUCCCUGGUGCGUUUGGGCCAGAGGACGUAGAGCGAGGAGUGCGGGUGGCGACAGCCGCCAUUAGAAGUUUGGUGGGCAGCUGGGAGGAGGGCCGGAGGCGGAAGUACGAGCAAGAGGCGAUGCUAGAAGGGAAGAUGGAAGGUGGGAAAUGGGACGGCGUCGUGUGGCGGGCGUAG